Melanaphis sacchari is the source of this 286-nucleotide messenger RNA. Its product is annotated as 2',5'-phosphodiesterase 12-like. Bases 1 to 273 code for a protein of 90 amino acids. Gene Ontology annotation, molecular function: 3'-5'-RNA exonuclease activity. The record is from RefSeq and is a predicted model, not a curated record. The transcript is spliced from 3 exons. Lineage: Eukaryota; Metazoa; Arthropoda; Insecta; Hemiptera; Aphididae.
AUGAACGAUUUUUUAAGGAUCGGUAAGAUAUUAAAUGAUUUAAAAAUAAUCUUGACUUUAAAUGACACAUAUGAUACUGAUGUCCUGUACAGUAAUUAUACUGAAACUUUUCAUGGUCUUUUAGAUUAUAUAUACUUUACAAAUCAAUAUCUCGAACUUAUUCAGGUGUUAUCCAUGCCAUCACAUGAUGAUGUUAUUCAAUAUGGUGGAAUUCCAAGUUUAUUAUUUCCUUCGGAUCAUUUAGCUUUAAUUGCAGACUUCAAAAUAAAAUAAUAUAUAAAUUUUA